AGUACUAAGUUUUCUAUGUAGGAUCUGGAGCGUCCAAAGAUGUCUGUCCCUCCACCGGUCGUCCCCAGGAAGCCUUCAGGCGUCCGAGUCAUGCUGAGUCCAGAUGACCAGUCCCCGCCCAGCGUCCUGCCCGUGUACCCAGGCCCUGCCAAAGAGAUGGACCCCAGAUUAACCAACAACAACGGACAAUCGUCAGUGAACGCCGAAAGAGAAGUUGAAAUUUUGAACCACUGCUUUGACGACAUCGAGCGCUUCAUGGUGCGUCUCCAGCAAACAGCAGAGGCCCAGAGCGUUCUCAACCAGAGGAAGAAGAGAAAGAGCAGAAGGAAGGUGGAGAAGGAGGGUAAAGAGGAUGACCUGUUGACAUUGAAAGCCUGUCCUCCUCCAGAAGAAGAAUUUGUGGAUAUUUACCAAAAAAUUAAAUAUUCCUUCAGUCUGCUGGAUCGACUCAAGACAACAAUAUCAGACCCCAGCGCUCCAGAGCUCCUGCAUCACAUAUUUGUACCUCUUAAAUUGAUGGUGAAAACCACUGAACCGGAGCUGGGGGCAUCUGUGGUCAGUCCGGCCCUGACCGCGGGAGCUCUGUCUCUGCUCCAGGACCAGCUCACUGCAGAGGAGAGGGAGCUGUGGACGUCUCUGGGACACAACUGGACGUCAGCCCGGUCCCAUCUGGGCGUGUCCGUUCCUCCGUACUGCCCCGUGUUUCUGGACGGGUGGCAGCCUAAAGGGUUUGACUCGAGUGGUCAGCCUGUGGAGGACCCCAUAGAGUCUCAGCACAAGGAGGACAUGCUCACGGAGAGUCUGAUACAGCGAGGACAAGGCCCCGGGACACAGAUGGAGAGAUCUGAGGCUCCUGAUCAGACUGAAGGGAAUGGUUUGCCAGACGGGGAGCGCUUGUACUGCUGCAGUUAUGAUUUUGUGGCUCGUAACAGCAGUGAGCUCUCCGUCCUACAGGGGGAGACAUUAGAGGUCCUCGAAUCCUCCAAACGCUGGUGGAAGUGUCGUAAUCGUUUUGACCAGAUCGGCUUUGUCCCUCAUAAUAUUCUGGAGCCGCUGUCAGAACUUAACAAGACUGAAAAUAACGUGACUGUGGUGCGGAGAGAGACGAAGACAGCGUUGGUCCCCCGCUCCAGGUACUACUCCUACGCCCCCAGUAGUGCAGGAGAAAACAGUCCUACCUCUGAAAACCCACCGGCCCUGCAGAGUGAAGACGGCAGCAAAGAUGCAGCUUUGAUAAUAAACGACGAGCUCCUGGAGAGACUGGCUGGUCGGAGGGGGUCCACGCGCCCCCCGGUGGUCAGUAAAGCUGCAGACACCUCCUCCCCUCUGGACUAUCACUCCCCUGCUCCAGAGGUAAAGGCCUGGCUCCACAAUAAAGGAUUCAAUGAACAGACAGUGGAGAGUCUGGGCAUCCUAAACGGAGCGCAGCUGUUUUCUCUGAAUAAAGCUGAACUGUGCACAGUGUCACCACAAGAAGGCGCUAGAGUCUACAGCCAGAUCAUGGUUCAGAAGGCCCUGCUGGAGGAUGUCCGCAAAGCCUCUGAACUAGAAGCCGUCAUGGAGAAACAGAAACUGAAGAUUGGCUCUGCAGACGACGGCCUGGUGUGAAGGAAAAAAACGCACAAAUGAGCGACAAAAAGCCAAAAGAGCUGUAACUAUUAAUAUACUGUGAACGUUAAGAGAUUGAGUUCUGUCAAAAUAAAGAGCGUUGACUUGAUGCAACAAUCACAGGAUGCAUUUUUGGUUCCAGCUAAAUCAAAAAACAUCCAACUUUUUAACAUAUUGCUGAAAAUACGCUGCAUCAACAUUACAGUCAAACAUAGACUUUGAUAUUGACUUUCUGUGUUCCUAAACAAGCCACAGUAACGUUUAUUAAAGUGAUUAUUUUGAUAUGUUAGAAUGUGUUGUGCAGUACAGUUUUUAUGGUUUCUUAUAAGAAAUAUCCCAAAGAAAUGUACACAAAUGUUCAAUUGGAUUAUUAUAUUAAAAAUGGCUAAGUCUGUAAUUCUGCUCGAUGUUACUACACAGAUAAAAACAGCAGGUUAAAAUACAUAUGUCACGUUUUUAUGGUUUUAUAUUAUGACUUGGCUUGGAUAGAAUCUGUGGUAAACAUUUGAACAUGUGUGUGUGUAUAAAACUCCAUCCAAAAUGCACAAAGAAGAUUUACAUUUAAGGAAGGUACAGUUUAAACCUUCAAUUCUUAUUAGUUUUACCCUAACCACUGUAUAAUUUAGACUUAAAAGUAUUGCCAGGAAAUAAAAUUGUAAACUUCAUCAGAAAUUGAAAAGGAAAAAAACAUAAAUAGAUAAGAGUUUUUAAUUUUUUUAUUUGUGUCACCUAUGUUUGAGUGAAAUGAGCAGUGUAACCUGCCAUAUCCACUUUAAUCUCAAUUAUACAGACAAAUACAAUACAAUGUUGUGAUGUCGUUUGACGCCCAGUAACGAGGCACCAGCAGAGUUAAGUGCACAUGUAAUGAAUCUAUUUAAUAAACACAUUUUAAUCUGUUGGCUCAUAUAU
Periophthalmus magnuspinnatus is the source of this 2517-nucleotide messenger RNA. RefSeq names its product eps8 like 1a (gene eps8l1a). The transcript is spliced from 14 exons. Gene Ontology annotation, cellular component: vesicle; ruffle membrane; plasma membrane. NCBI's taxonomy places the organism in Eukaryota, Metazoa, Chordata, Actinopteri, Gobiiformes, Gobiidae. Gene Ontology annotation, biological process: Rho protein signal transduction; positive regulation of ruffle assembly; regulation of Rho protein signal transduction. Bases 40 to 1608 code for a protein of 522 amino acids. Gene Ontology annotation, molecular function: actin binding. The record is from RefSeq and is a predicted model, not a curated record.